AUGAAGAUGACGAUGAUGUCUUUUAGCUGUCUCACGUGGACAGCCUUGAUCGUUGUCGCCAUCCAAGGGGAGGUACCCACCAGCCCCGCCCAGUUGUCUCUCCGCUCCAUGGCGAGUGGGGUUCGUCAGCCUGGUUGCAGCAUGUUGCGUCUUCGUGGAGGAUUCUUCCAGAUCGUAGACAGGUACGUGCACAUGAACUCAGAAGAAGCAGAUGACAUUGCUGAGUUCGACGCCAUGGUCACUUACGGUCUGCGAUCGAACUUCACGAUCCUGAAGUACAAAGAGAAGGCGAGGGAAGAGAGGAAGAUGAAGAUGAGGAUCUUCGAGACCAACAGGAUCCUAGAGACGAUGAGCGAGCAGACAGCGCGUGAGGUUGCUGCGAAAUUAAGAUUCAGAUCCUUCAAAGAGAUCGAGGCAAGGGCAGCGGUGACGGCGGGAAACGGGAGCAGGGGUGAACUUUUCUCCAGGGAGCAUUUUUACAUCAACGAGGUCAAAGACCUGUGCGACAUGAGGGAGAAAGGAACUCUAAGAAACAGGCUGAGGAUCAGCAAACCAGCAUACGAGGAGCUUUGUACAGUCCUGCAAGCUUACAGUCGGAGGCAGCCCUUGCCAGUACACGCCACGAGCAAGAUAUCAAAGGAGAUCGAGCAAGGAGAGAAUUUUACCCUCUACUACCACACGGAGGUCCAACGGCUCAGAGAGAGACUGAACUUCUCAAUCUCGGAGGAAGAUGUAGGAGAUUACACGUCUGAGGAGAUGGAAUCUAUCAAGGUCGCUGACGAGAACGGCACCGACUACUUCGUGCAACUUCCUUUGCAUGACGACGAGCGGUUUAACAACAUCUCGAGCCCCUUGGACAAUCUCUUGAAACUUGAUCUCCGAGAUGAGCACAAGUUGAAAGAAUUCCUAUCAGUCGCCUGGGGCAAGCAGAACAUGUUGGAUUACGUCACCAAGAAGAACAACAUGACUCAAGAUGAGUUGAUUGCCAGGAAGAAAUUUCUUUCCUUCGACCCAGAUCAAGAAUGGCUGAAACAAGCGGCUGCGAUGCUGACGGACAAGGAAAAGUUCGAGGUGAAGCUUUUUGCUGUCUGCUGCGGAGGAAAGGGGAAGUGGGUGACGAGGAUCAGGCGCUGGUCACCCAAGUACAACUACACGGAACGAGACGUCAGCUGGAGGACGAGCAUAGACACAAGGAACUACGCUCCUCCUCCUGACUAUGCUCCCUAUGCGACCGGCUCCUACCGCGGCGCCUGUCCGAUUCCAUGCGGGGUACCGGGCUGCUUCAUUUGCGAAGAGUCGGACCUUCCUGAUGAACUGAAUCCAAUAAUGCCCGAAGAUGAAUAUCGCGUGCCUCUACAUCAGCGAAGGCGCAUCGACCAGGCGAGGGCGAAGGCCUUCCAGGGGCUGAACGAGUCACAGCCGGCAGAUCAAGGAAAGAGACUUCAUCGCCAAGAACAAGUCCGAGACAACAGAGUCUUCGGGGGGUUGAACCUGACCAAGUUCAAGCUGCACAAGGACACUGAGAGAAUGAUCACGAGCAUCUUGAGCCCCAAGAUCAAGAAAGCUUACUUCCCCGUCUUCAACUUGGAACUCUCUGUCCGCCGCCCCGACGGGUCGAAGAUCGUAGUGGACGAGUUCGACACGCUGACGGGGAGCAAGUACUUCAAGGGAGGCAAGCGGAGCAUGUUCGACGAGGCGUCAUACAGCGUGAACAUGUCCAUCGUCGACGACCAGGCGUAUAGGACCAGUCUUAGAGCUCGGAGGAGCGAGAUGCUGGGUGAGGGAGAGCAGGAGGGAGGGAGAAGGAGGAGAGAGGAGGAGGAGGUCGUGCCGGAGGAACCAACCCGAGAGGAGAAGCUUGCGCUGCUGCGAUCAGGGAAAAGUUUAGCUGACGUGUCGUUGAUGAAGACGACAAAGACAAGGGAGGAGAGGGAGACGCGAUCAGAUCAGCCGUCAAGCUCAAGACAAGAAUUAAGAAGCAGGAAAUCAAGAGGAGAAGGAGAGAGUGAUGGAAUGGCGAAGAGGAAGAAAAAUAGGAACGAUGAGGAGGAGGAGGAGGAGGAGGAGGAGGAGGAGGAGACGAGAAAACCAAAGAAAAAGGACAAAGUGAAGGAGGACACGAAGGGGAAAGAACGAGAUGAGAAGGAGAAGAACAAGAAGAAGAAGAAGAAGGAGAAGGAGAAGUCAGAAAGUGUGGCCGACGAUUCAUCGGGUAAGGCAGCAACAUAA
Messenger RNA from Guillardia theta CCMP2712, 2229 nucleotides. RefSeq lists its product as hypothetical. The coding region runs from base 1 to 2229 and encodes 742 amino acids. Lineage: Eukaryota; Cryptophyceae; Pyrenomonadales; Geminigeraceae. The transcript has 9 exons. The record is from RefSeq and is a predicted model, not a curated record.